Molecule: messenger RNA, 9688 nt
Organism: Bacillus rossius redtenbacheri
Lineage: Eukaryota; Metazoa; Arthropoda; Insecta; Phasmatodea; Bacillidae
Product: myelin expression factor 2-like
Exons: 10
Coding region: 149-1879 (576 amino acids)
Cellular component (GO): cytoplasm; nucleus
Molecular function (GO): mRNA binding
Source: RefSeq, a predicted model, not a curated record
UCCGUUCCAUCCAUAAUUUGGUUCCAUGUUGUGAAUUUGUUGAUGGUGUCUUCAUAUUGAAUCGGAAUUACGAUUAAUGUGUUGUGGAAUACGAUCAAAACAAUAGUUUUUUCUUUCUAAUUGUGUUUAGUUUUUACUCAUAACAGUUAUGGAUGAUAAAGCUGAUUAUGAUGACAAGAGCAGAUCGCCCAUGGAUGAUAACUCCCGAGAGCGAGACAGGGACCGCACGUACCGCGGGGAGAGAACUAGUCGCUUCUCUAACGUCUCUCGAGACAAGGACAGAGAUCGCAGCGACAGAGGGGCCUCGGCAGCCGAGCGACGAGUAUUUGUGUCCAACAUACCGUAUGAAUUUCGCUGGCAGGAACUCAAAGAUCUCUUCAGGAAUGAAGUUGGAGAAGUGGCGUAUGUAGAAUUAUUUUAUGACGAGGACAACAAGCCACGCGGUUGUGGUAUUGUGGAGUUCGACUCAGUGGACUCUGUGUCAAGAGCAGUGGAGAAGAUGCACCGAUACGAACUGAGAGAGAGGAAAUUGGUCGUCAAAGAGGACUUUGACACAGUUCGCGACAAAUGUGGCCGCCCUGUCAAGUUUGGAGGGGGAGGAGGCGGUGGUGGGGGCGGGGGCAACCCGAACCGAGGGAACAGAGACGACCAGCGGAGGGCCUGGGAUCCCCCACAGCAGAACCAGAUGGUUGGUGGGGGCCAGCAGAAGUGGGGCAACACGUACGGCCUCAGUCCACAGUUCCUCGAGUCACUCUGGAUAAACCCCCCACUCGUGGCGAGGGUCUUCGUUGCCAACCUGGACUACAAGGUGGACAGCCAGAAGCUGACGGAGGUGUUCAAGCUGGCCGGCAAGGUGCAGAGUGCCGAGGUGAGCAUGGACAAGGAGGGCAAGAGCCGGGGGUUCGGGGUCGUGGAGUAUGACCACCCGGUGGAGGCCGUCCAGGCCAUCUCCAUGCUCAACAACCAGAUGCUGUACGACCGCCGCCUGGCCGUGAGGAUGGACCGGGCCGACAACAAGCCGGACGGGCCCCCGAAGCUCCCCGAGGGACUACGAGGGGUGGGGAUGGGCCUGGGUGCAGGCGGAAACCCGCUCCGGGACGUCGCUCGAAACCUGCCAAACCUCACUCAAGGGCCGGGUGCUAGUCUGGCCGGCGGAUCAAUGGGACUAGGAGCAGGACUCACAAAUCUUGCCGGGCUGAGCAACGCUGCAAGCCUGGGCCUGGCCGGGAUCAGUGGCUUGAACGCGGCGAGCCUGCUGCAGGCCAACCUGGCCGGAGCGGGCGACCUGGCCACGCUCGCCAACGCCAGCGCCCUGGCGGGCGGGCUGGGCGGCGGCGUGGGCGUGCUGGGCGUCGCCAACUCCCCGUUCGGGGCCGGCGUGGGCGCCAACGCGUUUGGGGUCGGAGUUGGCGCCACGCCCAACUCUGCCACGUUCCUGGGGGCAAGCGGCGGGGGACAGGGUCCUGCGUCGGGGUACGGCAGCAACACAGGCCCGAGCCAGGCCUUUGACAACAUAAGUUCAGGGAUUGGCAACACCGGAGGUGGUGGGGGCGGUGGCUUCGGAGGCGGAGCCCAGGAGAGGGGUGGGGGCCAAGGAGGUGGCAACAUGGGCUCCAACUAUGCCAACGGGCCCAUGGGCGGAGGAGGCAGCAACGUCACUCGGUCGGAUACCGUGCUCGUCAGAAAUAUACCCCAGAGCGUGACGUGGCAGAUGCUGCGAGACAAAUUCAUGGAGAUUGGGGACGUCAAGUUUGCCGAGCUGAGAGGCAAAGACAUGGGAUUGGUGCGCUUCAACAGUGAAUGGGAUGCAGAGCGUGCUGUCCACAUGAUGGAUCGUUCAAGAUAUGAAGGAAGGUCAAUUGAAGUGUGCCUGUAUUAGGUAAAUGUUGCCACAUUUUUGCAUUUUGUCGGUGUUGUUCAAGAGACUGUUUAUGCCGAAACGUCGUUGCUAACUGAUGUCUAGUCGUGAUGUCUGUGGGAUGCUAGCAUCUUUCUGAGUUAAAUUGCUGCAUCGUAUGUGUACUUUGGUUUAUCUGUCCGAAAUGUAGGAUUUGAGAGUUUAGUUAAUGCUAGCAGGUUAUUGUCGCUGCUGGAUUUUCAUAUGUAUUCUGUGUUUAAAUUUUGACACCAAUAAAGCAUUUUAACCUAGACUGAAUAAUGGUGUUUGUUUUUGAUUCAUGGGUGUUUUUGUGACGAAAAAAACUAUCUCAGAACUUUGACUUGCAACAUCAACAAGUUUCGUUGUCAUUUGUUUUUGUCUGUUGUAGCCUAUUUCUAUGUGCUGCAUAGGUUUAGUGCAAACGUUUUGGGAGUUUUGUAACCUCGUCUGUGAUGGUGUGAUUGGUUUUGUGGUAAGUCUCUACAUUUCUAUUUAUGUAUUUUUAAAAUUAUUUUUAUAUAUUUGAUUGGUAGCUGUGUUUCUGACGUAAUGUAUUUUUGGCAGGCUGUAGGCAGUUUUGUCGUAAUGGCCAAAGUUAUUAUUCUCUUAUAUCAUUGGAGUUGAGCACAUUCAGUGCAGUCAUAAAGAAUGUGAUUAAUUGCGUGUUGGAAAUUUGGUGGAUUUUUCUUCUUGUGGGUGUGUCGUGGCUUGUAAAAUUAGUCAAUUUAUUUUUGGUCAUAUUGUAAAAAGAUUUGUCAAAAUUGUUGUUGCACUUUCAUGAUCAUCUACGAUGUCAAAAGUGGUUUCAAUCACGACCUCAUUUCUGUCUUGGUCUGUUGAAAUGAAAUUCAAGUGUUGUGCUGAUGUCCUUGCGUCUACUGUAGCACCUCAAAAUGAUGCAGAGGCAUGCAAAGGUUUAUAAGUUUGUGAUGUGAUCACUUACCUAUCCCUAUCUUCCCUCUGUGGUAGUCAUUGUGUGCUCAACUUACAAAAAUGCAUUUUAAGUUCAUUAAUGCCAUACUAAAAAGAAAAUAUAGAUGAACAAUUGAGUGCUACUAUUACGAUUUUAAUAAGAAAACCUGUCAACAAAUCUAACAAGCCAAAGUUUUUAUUUUAUCCGUAAUAACGUUCAAGUGGUUGUUUUGUUAGUCACAAUACCUUUCAAAUCCAGCCUACAAUAUCUGAGCACUGCCAUAAGGUUUAUCCUGCAACCUCUCUCAUAAUCACAAGUGAUCAUAAAACUACUCCUCUGCAAUGAAUGUGCAUCAGAGAAACAUUUUCUAGAAGUUGUCAACUUGACUGUAUUACAUGUUGAUACUGUAACUGUUUCAGAUUUGACAGUUCUCAGAAGUAGUAUUAAGGGUAUCCAUUCCCCAACAGUUAUUUGGAAAGCAUCACAUGAUGUUUGUUUACUGACAAUGCCAACCACAUCAAGUAGUUUACGAACACUGUUCAUCUAAUAACAGUGGCAGAAUGUUGUGUACAUUGGUAAUAAACUUUUGAGAAAUGUCAAAUUUGAGAAGUUACAUGACACUGAAUAUUCCUUAAUGGAAUUUUUGCUGUAUGCGGAGGUUUAACUAGUUUUUCAAUGUGGUUCGACUCUUUUGUCAAUCAAACGUGGGGAGAGUAAGUGAAAUCAGUUUGUGUUACUCUUCUAAUGUUUUCUUAUUACUGGUGGUCUCGUAAGCCCUUAUUCUUUUUACUAUUGAUGUUCACUUCAAUCACUGAAUUAAAGAAUUGAAUAGACUGUGUUUCAUUGUUUGUCUCAUUUUGAAAAUAUUUUCGUGCUUGGUUCUGUAUUGUUUUCCAUUGCAGCACUUUUAUCACUUGUUACUUUUCUCAAAAAUGUUUUUAAUCUGUUUUUAAUUGUAAUUAUGAUAAAGACAACAUUUUGCUUUGAAAACGAAGUUGUCAUUUAGUUUCCAUCACUCUUCAGUAGAAGUAAAUGUUUAGUGUUUGCUGGUUAAUGAUAAAUGAUAAGCAAUAUUACUUGUUUUUCAGUUAGCGUUACCUACAUUUAUUGUUCAAUUGGGCUCUUAAAUGCAUAUUUUCAUAGGAAACAGCCGAGUGGCACUUACAAACCAAAGCACUGCUAAUUUUGAAACGCACUUCACACCAAUUUGGGUAGUGUAUUAAAUUCUCGGUAGAAUAUAUAGUGAUACAAUUUCUGCUUUGGUUUGAGAGGCAUCUCUUUGAAUCAUUUAUGUUUGUUGUUUUGAUUGCAACCUUCUUAUAGGGUGGAAUUUCAUGUUUAGUUGCUUUUUGUUAAAACAAGAUCGCCUGAUAGUGGCUUUUGACGUAGAAAUAAUUUUUUCUGUUGAAGUAAGGCAUUGAUUUCUGUGGGUGUGGAAUUCAUUGUUAUGAACAUCUCGAUGUGGUUCAUGCGAUUCGAUAAAUGGAAAGUUGUUUUAUAGUGACAUCAACAGUCAACACACACUGUAUAGUGCUCGUACUGCUAUGAUGUUUUGCGGUUCUUGAACUAUGGUGUCAGUUGCUCUUAGUAUCUGUUGCUAAGAAUUACAAGGUAUGUAUGUGUGUAACCUGCUAAUCUAGUAUGGUUAUCAUGUUUAUCUUAACUUCAUUCUGUUUUGUAUAACAUAAAUAUUAUGUAUAGUCUAUAAUAAUUUCAAAGUAUAUAUUUCUAUUUAGUAUAAUAUUUACUAUUAACUGUAUCUGUUGAUUCAAAAAAUAAUUUACAUGCUAAUAGAGUAGCAGUCUGCUAUAAGAGUAUAAUCAUUUUUUCUAAAUACUUAUCACUAUUUUUAAAUAUUAGUAAGCAUUGUGGCUUGUAGAGCUGGUAUCAGACAUCAUCCAUAGUGCAUUGUGCAGUUCUUUGUGAAACCUUGUUCAGACAUGUGUUUAUGCGCUUAUGGUAGGCCUGUGUGAAUUUUCAAAUUUUUAGGUCGAAUAAUAAAGUACAUAUUUGUAUUUGAUUUGACUUUGAAUAUUAACACUUCAAAAUUACAAAUAUUUGUUUGUUUACAAAUACUUGACAUAUCAUACCUUAUGAGUUUGUCAUAUACCAAUGCUCACUGGUGAGAUGUAAGACAUUUGUGCGAUAUAAAUACCCUUUUUUGAUGUUUAAUGAGAAUUCAUUAUAAAAAAAUAUUAACAAAAUGAAACGUGUUAAAGCUAAACAGUAAUAGGUUAAAAUUGUGUAAACAAUUCAAACCACAUAUAUAUUUGUCAUUUCAAAUUUGAAAACAAAUUAUUAUUUGUAUUCUUUUCGUCACAUGCACCAGAGGUGGGAAAAUUUUUUUUAAAAGUCAGCAACCAUGAACUGCAACACAACAAAACACGAUGAGCAUGAGAUGGGCAUUAGAAGAAGUAAUUGUCAUAGUUUCAACGGCAUAUCAAUUGAUAGUUCACAAUUGAUCUAACACCAUGGAAUACAGAAGCAGCUGUAUAUAUCUAUGAUGAAACAGACAUUGCGUAUAAAAGUAUAUAAAAACCGUAAAUAAUGGUUUAAAAUGCAAGAUGAAAUUAGCAAAAAUGGUGUUGAUAAUAUUAAUGAACAAAAAUAUAGUUUACCUGGCUGCCGUUAACAAAGGGAACUCGUGAAUAACUAGGAUUUAAAUAAGUAAAUAUGAACUCAUUCAAUCACUUAUUUGGGAAUACAAAAUUAAAAAAAAAAAAAUUCACAUUUUUCAUAAAUUAGAUUGCAAUGGGUUUCAUAGUAUUUUGUGGUUCCCAAAAAUGUUAUCGAUCAAUAUGUAGAGUAGCAGGUUGUGGAAAAUAAGGCGAAUAUAAACUAAAAUAAAAUGUUGUUUGGUUAGGUUAAGUUUGUUUAGCUGCAUACGUAAUUAAAGACAAUUUCAGUAUCAAAAUAUUUUACAAACUUUUUCCUUAUAAUUCUAGCUGACUUAACCAACUUUAAACUUUAAUAAUAUUGGUCUAAUUCUCAUUCUUACUAUUCAAAUUUAAUCUUCAUAUUUUCAAAUAAUCUUAUCAUAUCCAUAUUCGAUUUGAACUAAAAAAUUGAUAUUCGUACAGGUCUAGCAUAUGACCUUACGGGUUAGUUAGCAGUUCUGUGGAUUCAGGUGUAUACAUCUGCUCCAAUAUUCAUUAUUUAGAGGUACAUCAAAAAGAGAGCUUUCAAGCACUUGUCUUUUCAACAUAUUAGUAGGAGUUUUGGCUCAUGGUGUAAGCCACUGUAAUUCACACCCGUAGCUAGAGCAAAGAUUUUAUACAAAAAUUUGAGUUUUUCAUGCAUAUUGUGAUGCAAGUUUACUGUCCAUUAUAGGCUAAAUCAUUUACUUCAUCUUGGAUCAUAUUCAAAAACAAAAACAGGUGAAAUAUAAUCAUUGCACAUUACACCACUGUGAUCCCAUUGUCAAAAUAAAUUUACAAGUACUGGGGGUGUACUGAAACCAUUUUUUUUUUCUUCAAUCUAAGUCUAAGACAAAAAUCUUAGUAAUGCUUCUGUAUGUAUAUCAUACAAUUGCAGCUUGAUGUUUACAAACAUUUUGUAAUAGAUGGACCAAAAUUAUUGGAUUUCAAGGAUUUCAUUUGUUAAUAUUGAUUCGGAACUGUACUUGAAUCCCAUUGAAAGCAUUUGCCCACGUGUCUGUACGAGGCUUCACAGCUAGUCUUUAAGGCUAUGUGUAGUGUUAAACAUUAAGUGGUUUUGCUUUUUAUUAACUUAUUCAUGUUACACGAUGAACGUUACUUGUGACAUUUUGCUAUCCUAUUUUACGGCACAGUUCACAGCCUCGUCGUGACCACAAUCAGCUGUCACACAGGAGUGGCCUCUAGAGUUGAUGCUGCAGUCUUCUAGAUGAGGUAAGCCAGAGUCUAGAAUAUGACCGCUAGUUGUGAGGACAAUGUUGGCUCGGGACUGUGAGAAUCUGCAUGUGUACACACCUGUUUCCCCCACCAACGCAUUCCAUCAGUGGUCCAUCAUCAUCUCUUCACCCCUCGUCUUGUCCAGUGACGUUCAUGUCGACAAGAAGUUAAGCUACAUUCAUUCAUAAGUUUGCUAUCUAUGAAGUGUUGCUAUAAGUAUAGGAAGUAGGGGAAACUCUUGGAAAUUAAAAUGGCCAGGGAAUAUGAGGAAUGGUCACACAAAUCACAAAAUACUUAUGAAAUUUUUCCUUGCGAUGGCAGAAGUGAAGACACCUCAAAAAAAUGCUAAAACUUUUAAUAUUACGAAAUUCGGUUGAAAUUCCUUCUCUUCGUAACAGCCCAGACCUUUUACUGUUAACAUGAGUAAAUGGGAUGAAACUUAUUUUGAGUGUUUAUAUACAAGUUUGAUAGCAUACAUUUAAUAAUUUUAUGUGAAUCGAUAGCAUUGGUUUACAAACACACUAUCUAUCUAAAAUGGCAUUAUAUUGCUAUGCAGCCAUUUAUUAUGAUGCUAUUGUAUCGCUUGUUAUAAGCAGUCCAAGUUGAAUUUUAUUUCUAGUAAUAGUGGAGAUCAUUUGCUUCUGUACAUUAAUAGAGCUGAAAUUCUGAACAGUUAUUCAAAAAUAGUAGACUUAUAUAAUGUGCGGUAAAAUUAAAAUUAAUACCUUUCUUUUGAAAAGGAGAUAAAGACAAGUAUUUUCAUGAAGACUAUAUUUAUUUGUGAUUUUCUGCAAUGUUCGCAUCGACCGUGCGUAUGUAGGGCCUUAAACAAAAAAUGUGAAAUGAAAAACUAGCCUGCACACAUUUUGUAACUGGUACGGAGAAAAAAAAGGCAUUGGGAAUCUUUGGAAGUUCAAAACUAAAACAAAUUUGAGGCAAAACAACAUGAUGGGUUAUGAAGUGUGCAAGACCAUCAACAAAUCUGGAAGGGUAGCGAUAUAAAAUAAGUGAUACGUAAAACUAGCUUUCAUAAUCAGGGAACCUCAACUUGUGAAACUGGUAACAUCAGGUGUACAAAAAAAAUUAUUUUAGUUUUUUAUUGUUUGUAAUUUUACGCUACUGAUUAUUCACUUUUACAUAUAAUUUUUCAGUAGGUUAGGUUACCUACAUUAUGCUAUAGGUAAUUCAUAACCAGCCAUUCAAAUAAUUUCACAUUUUCAAUGCAGCCGACAAAAAUAACCUAACCCAACUGAUUUUUUUUUACAGUGUCACAGUAUUUGUUAUAAAAAUAAGCUAACCUAAACACUUGUUAAUGGUAAAGUAAUUGAAGUAUCACAAUGCCCUCUUUGAGAUAGAUUGAAAAAUAUGUCCCGAAGCAAAAAAAAAAUCAUUUUAUUUUUUAUAAGAGAGGCUUUUCUUUAAGAUUACUAAAAAUUAAUUCCAGUGGGGUGAGUUCUACCAAGUUAUAUCAUAUUUAUAGGUGCAUGUUAAGUCAGUUGCUGGUGUUUUCUUUCGAGAAAAUAUGUUUUGUCAUGUAAAUAUUUAUAUAAUUUUGUAAGCAUAUGUUAUAAGAUUAUAACGAAACCUUUGAAUGGUAUGCGCAAACUACUUUUCCUCCAGAAAAAGUGUCAGUUCCAAGUAGCGCUGCCGGAUUAUUAGUGUCUGGAAGGUCGGAGAAACUUGUCAAUCCAGGACUGGAAAACCUGGAAAAGACAAGGGAAUUUUAACAUUUUUAAAAUUGGUAAAAUUUAGUUUCUUUUACAUCCAUGUUGUUUCUGAUUGAUAAGAUUUGAGUUACAAAAGUUAUAGAAUACAGUUGUGAACUUUAUAUCUUUGGCCAUUGCUUUAAACUGGUGCUAGUGCAUCAGUGCCACUAUAUACACCUAUAAUGUACCUGCAGGGUCUGAUUAGCAAUUGCCUUGCAUCCCAACCCCUCCGUGAUUAUUGUUACUGCCUUUGGUUCAUCCCUUCCCUUCUAGUGAUCACGUGGCUCAGAGUGUGAAUGGCACUGAAUACCCACACUGCAUUUAAGGACUUGCGAGCUCUGCCUCCCUCUCUUUAUUGUCGGUUGUUUAGGUUGAUCUAUUAGUUUGAGUUGCAGCAACAUUAGUGGCAUAGGGCAAGUUAUGUUAUGCAAGUUAUUUGCUCUGAUUGUGUAGGUUAUUUAGAUGGCAAUAUAUUCAACAUAUUAACUUUGUUUCUUUUAUUUGUUAAAUUUUUCAUUUAGCUCUUUGUCAUCAAAUCUUAAUAUUUGGCUCAAUAGUUACUUUAUUGUGUGCAUAAAUAUAUAAAUAUAUUUUUUAACUUCUCUGUUUUAAUCAACACCUUGAUAUAUCCACUCCACUCACAUCUUGGCAAUUAGAUCUUAAUGCCUCGAACUCUUUCUUCUCCUGGAAUCGCGAUCUUCGUUUACCUUAACAUAAUUUGUAAACUUUUGAUAAUUCACGUAAUUUUUCCUAUCGAGAUCUAAUGUCUCACACAAAGUGUGUACAUUUUAAUUAGUCCCCGAGUUGAAAUUCUAAACAAUAUAAUGAAUAUCUAAAUUAAAUAUUAUACUUUCGUUAUAUACUGUAUACAGAUUUUUUAUAUUUUUUUAUAUUAAGCUAUUAGACAGAAACCUUUCCUUUAAAGUAUUGUAGUUGUGGGAUGUCGCAAGUUUUGUAAAACUACGUAACUGGGAAGAUAUUUUACCCAGUGCCUGUGGAUAGGUAAUCUUUGAUAACUUUAGUUAAUUAACUCUGAACCUAUAUUUUUUUGUAACAUAGGUUCACACUUGAGCUGGUCACCUAUAUAAUACUAAAUAAUAUAUUUCUAGAAUAGGUGGUGGUGGUUUGUAUUCUUUUUGCACCUUUCCCGUCCUGUUGCACAUGGGAGUAUAAUACUGGACACUGAUGUUAUUCAGUAUAUUUCACCUUAACAAUACAACUUAAGUUUGUAUGUGUAAUACUGAUUUGUAUGUUGUGUUAAAACUUGGAAGAAAAUAAAAUUUUUUAUAUGAUUCACUGAAAUAAAUUUUUUGGCGUA